Messenger RNA from Lipotes vexillifer (Yangtze River dolphin), 828 nucleotides. Its product is annotated as proline-rich protein 2-like. Lineage: Eukaryota; Metazoa; Chordata; Mammalia; Artiodactyla; Lipotidae. The transcript has 5 exons. The coding region runs from base 1 to 828 and encodes 275 amino acids. The record is from RefSeq and is a predicted model, not a curated record.
AUGUGGUGCGACUGUUGGGACCCGAAGGACCUACCUCAGUCGCAGUGGGCACCCGCCUCCGCCGACGGCCCGCAGCCCCAGGCAGACUCCGACGCCGCCCCCUCCCAGCAGCCUCCCGGCCAAGAAGCGGCCCCGUCCCCUGCGCCCGCGGAGCAGCCCCCGGAGCCGUCCGCGCCCGAGGAGAGCGGGACCGGCGCGCCCCCCCAGGAGCCCGAGAGUCCGUGGGGGGCGCAGACUCGGCCCCCGCGCCCCGGGACUGGACCCGCGCGGCCCCCAACUUGGUGCUCUGGCCUGGCCGAUGCGCACGUCCUGCUCCAGCCCGGCCACACCCCGGACCCCAGCCCUGCUCCGAGCUCGCGUGGCUGUCAAGCCCCCGGCCGGCUGAGGCCAACCCCGCGCGCGCCCCGCUUCUUGCGGCGGUGGUGCCCCGGAGAGGGCGGGGCCGUCACCUCCGCCGUUGGCCGCGGACACGCCCAGUUUGGUGCUUACCCUGCUGCUGCUUCCCUUCGGGUCCCGGCCGGGAGAGGGCGGGUCUCUGGCUCCUGGUGGAGGGGCGCCUUUGCCCAGCAGGGCCCCCACGGGUUUGGACUGGACGCCGCCGCGGCCUUGGGGGCCCGCGCUCAGAGGAACUCGGCUCCCACCCUCGCCACAGGCACCCGCACGCUCUCAGCACCCUAUCCAGUGCACGCACCUCGGCCUCCAACUCCAGCACGGGGGACGGGGAGCUUCUGGAAUGGUUCUCUGAACCUCACGACGGAGAUGCCGCCGGCCCCCGUGUCACCGCCUGGCGACAGAGCCGGCGCCCGGACAGGCACCCGGGGCUGCUGA